AACGGCCUUCGGCGUGGGGCGGUGACCGCGGGGUAGGCACCGCGUAGGGAGGAGGUGCGGUCCGUGUCUCAAAGGUUCCGCGCGUAGAGUGGCCAUGCUGCGAAGGUCGUUGCAGUUAGCCUUGGGCCGGGACGUCUUGGGCCGGGGUCUAGGCACACACAGAGGAGGCUCCACUCCGGAUUGGAAUGGAAAGAUGUCCGAGAUUAAGAAGAAGAUCCAGUCAGUCCUUCCCGGAGAAGCCUGGACUCAACUUCACGACACCAGCUACCUGCCCCCCGAACACUCGGAUGUGGUGAUUGUGGGGGGUGGUGUGAUGGGCCUGUCUGUGGCCUAUUGGCUGAAGAGGUUGGAGAGGCCACGGGGUGCUAUUCGGGUGCUGGUGGUGGAACGGGACCACACGUAUUCCCAGGCCUCCACUGUGCUGUCUGUGGGCGGGAUUCGGCAGCAGUUCUCGGUGCCUGAGAACAUCCAGCUCUCCCUCUUUUCAAUUGAUUUUCUGCGGAAUGUCAAUGAGUACCUAGCUGUGGUUGACGACCCUCCCCUGGACAUCCAGUUCAACCCCUCGGGUUAUCUCUUACUGGCUUCAGAAAAGGGGGCGGCAGUCCUGGAGAGCAACGUGCGGGUGCAGAGGCAGGAAGGAGCCAAGGUCUGCCUGAUGUCUCCUGAGCAGCUGCGGAACAAAUUUCCCUGGAUAAACCCAGAGGGCGUGGCGUUGGCAUCCUAUGGGAUGGAGCAUGAAGGUUGGUUUGACCCCUGGUCUCUGCUCCAGGGGCUUCGGCGAAAGGUCCAGUCCAUGGGGGUCCUCUUCUGCCAGGGAGAGGUGACACGUUUUGUCUCUUCAUCUAACCACGCAGAGACCCCAAGUGGGGAAGAGGUGACUUUGAAAAGGGUCCAUGAAGUUCACGUGAAGAUAGACCACAGCCUGGAGUACCAGCCCGUGGAGUGUGCCAUCGUGAUCAACGCGGCAGGCGCUUGGUCCGGCCAGAUCGCAGAACUGGCUGGUGUUGGGAAGGGGCCACCUGGCACCCUGCAGGGCACCAAGCUACCUGUGGAGCCGCGGAAAAGGUAUGUGUACUUGUGGAACUGUCCCCAGGGGCCGGGCCUGGAGACCCCGUUUGUCAUAGAUGCCAGCGGAGCCUAUUUCCGCCGAGAAGGAUUAGGCAACAACUAUCUGGGCGGCUGUAGCCCCACUGAGGAGGAGGAACCGGACCCAGAGAACCUGGAAGUGGACCACGAAUUCUUCCAGGACAAGGUGUGGCCCCCUUUGGCCCAGAGGGUCCCGGCCUUUGAGUCUCUGAAGGUUCGGAGUGCCUGGGCUGGCUAUUACGACUACAACACCUUUGACCAGAAUGGCGUGGUGGGUCCCCACCCUCUCGUUGUCAACAUGUACUUUGCCACGGGCUUCAGUGGCCAUGGGCUCCAGCAGGCCCCUGCUGUGGGGCGAGCUGUGGCAGAGAUGGUGCUGCACGGCAACUUCCAGACGAUCAACCUGAGCUCCUUCCUCUUCAACCGCUUUCACUUGGGAGAGAAGGUCCACGAGCACAACAUCAUCUGAGCCCAUAAGCUCCGCCGGCCCAGCUGCCCCGUGCGUCACCCUUGGCUCAUGUUCACAUCUGCCUCGCUGUGACUUCCUCCCCAGUCCCAAGCCAGACUCUCCUCCACCCUCCUCUCCCCACACCCUGCUCAUCCUGUCCCACGGGGUUGGGCAGGCAGGCAGGCACACUGGAGGCUCUGGGAGGCAUGUGCCUGAGGCCCAGGCCAACAGAAAAUGAUGGGAUGAGACCCAGGACUGAUCUCUGGCCCGGGCCAAGGCCACCCAACGAGGUAGUGCAGCUGGACAGAGCACCUGCGCGUGGGCCCCUGCACUGGCUUCUUCCUGGUAGUGACCGGGAAAAAUGGCCUCUGCCUCUCUGGGCAGGCACCAGCCCAGGCAGGGAGCAGGGCAGCCUGGCCCAGGCUUAGUGAUUGUUUACCCUAUUCAUCAAUCAAUAAAUGCAAUU
Messenger RNA from Mustela erminea (ermine), 2000 nucleotides. It is a transcript of the gene FOXRED1, whose product is annotated as FAD dependent oxidoreductase domain containing 1. The record is from RefSeq and is a predicted model, not a curated record. Bases 95 to 1555 code for a protein of 486 amino acids. Gene Ontology annotation, cellular component: cytoplasm. Lineage: Eukaryota; Metazoa; Chordata; Mammalia; Carnivora; Mustelidae. Gene Ontology annotation, molecular function: oxidoreductase activity. The transcript has 11 exons.